GUAAAAAAAGACAUCACUAACAACAACGAUUCAAAAGCAGAUACCAAAAUCUCGACGAUUAGGUGUUGCAGGUAAACAAAAGCGUUUAGUUCGGUGAUUAUACCUGCAACGGUUCUAUUCCUGUACAAAACUUGACUGCAUCGCAAUGGCAGAACUUUGUAGUGUUCCGGAAUGUCCCGGGAAUAUUGCUUUGGACGAUUCCCUCGCUUUCUACCAUUUCCCCCGUAAUCCCAAACGUAUCAAGGACUGGUGCGCAAAACUUUGUCUCCCUAGCACGCAACGGGAUCACGAUUGGUCCGCAAAGUGUGUCUGCAGUAGACACUUCUCGCCGGAACAAUAUGUAUCAAGAGCUCGACUCAAACCGGAUGCAGUUCCUGAUUGCCACGUUCCUGUUAUUAAGCAAGAAUCAGAACGUCAACAGUUCCAGAACUGUAAGGAUACAGUGGACGCAUUGGAAGAUAAAAGACCUAACGAGGAGGAAAUUUCUAUCAAGGACACCUUUGUGGCAGAUGAAAAUUUUGCUUUUUGUCCACCGCUGGUUGCGAUAGACAGCCUUGACAUGAUCUGUCGAUUGUGUUUGACCAGAGAUGCAGAGGGGACGUUCGAGACUAUUUUUACGAACGAUUUUGUUCAUUGCGUUUUACAAGCGACUGGACUUGAGAUCCAACAGGAUCACGGUUAUCCGUAUAAGGUUUGUCAGACUUGUACGGAGAAAAUAACUUACAUCAACCGAAGUCGGGAAUGGUUUCACAAAAAUGAUAAAUUUCUGAGAACGUUGAUAGAAGAACAUACGCUUGUCGAAAACAACAACAUCGGAAAAACCCAACAGGAGGAUAAUUCUGACGCCAGUUGCCUCAUUGUUCCCGAAUCUUCGGGAACCUGUCCCACACCAACUGAAACAGUGUUCAUCAAAGAGGAGAACGGACUAGCCAGCGAGAUAGAUGUACACAACUCUAGCCCUAUAGAAGCAGAAGAAGUUACCCCCGAUCAGUUGGGCGUACAGUGGGUAGAAGACGGUGCCGUGGACGUUACGGGGUGCAACAAUACAACGGAAAUCAUUCCAAGGAAAAUACCGAAGAAACGGGACAAAACUUCCGACAACCAUGGAAAAUUCAACUGUAACACAUGCUUCCGGGAAUUCGAUUCGCUAGUUACACUACGGCGCCAUGCCAGCCACCACCGAAGUUUCUACCCCUGUCGGGAAUGCGGUGUGUCAUACUUUAAUCCGAAAACGUUGGGGCUACACAUCGAGAAAUACCACAGCACGCAAACGGAUGACGCGCUGACCUGGAAGAAACAGGACGAGUACGACCUGAUCAAGGAAAUGUCGGAAGCGUUCAACGGAACGCGGAAGAAGUGAAGGCGUUUUUUUUGUUUUGUAACCAUCAGUUUGAUAGAAGAAUAAAAUUUCUCAUUGGUUUAACAAAAAUAUUUCAAAGUUGACAUCGGAUUAGAGGGAAGCAAACUAUUUGCAUGUUUGCAGUCAAAAAGUCCAAUUUCGCGAAAAAAAAAAUAAAAUCGUUCAAAUUUUGUGGUUCUUAUUCUAUUCGCCUAUAUUUUGAUUCACAAAGAGCGACCAGCAUUUGCCUAUGGAGUAGAAUAAAAUGCCAGAACAGAUUUCUUCUGUUGAAUAACAUCUCGUAAAAAA
Topomyia yanbarensis is the source of this 1648-nucleotide messenger RNA. RefSeq lists its product as uncharacterized. Gene Ontology annotation, cellular component: nucleus. The transcript is spliced from 4 exons. Lineage: Eukaryota; Metazoa; Arthropoda; Insecta; Diptera; Culicidae. The record is from RefSeq and is a predicted model, not a curated record. Gene Ontology annotation, molecular function: zinc ion binding. Bases 146 to 1360 code for a protein of 404 amino acids.